This is a messenger RNA of Aegilops tauschii subsp. strangulata, 1944 nucleotides long. RefSeq lists its product as uncharacterized. Lineage: Eukaryota; Viridiplantae; Streptophyta; Magnoliopsida; Poales; Poaceae. Gene Ontology annotation, biological process: DNA repair; telomere maintenance. Gene Ontology annotation, molecular function: DNA helicase activity. The record is from RefSeq and is a predicted model, not a curated record.
AUGUUGGACAACAGAUGGGUUGUGCCUUAUAACCCAUACCUGCUGCGGAUGUUCAAUUGCCACAUCAACGUUGAGGUCUGCUCCAGCAUAAAGGCCGUCAAAUAUCUUUACAAGUACAUUUACAAGGGCCAUGAUAAGGCUUCUUUCAGCAUCGACCAUCCCGACGCCGAUGGUAACAUUGAUGAGAUCAAGAGAUACGUUGAUGCAAGGUGGAUCACCCCUCCGGAGGCUAUGUGGAGGAUAUUUGGCUUUCCACUUUGCGCCAAUUACCCACCUGUCUUGCAGUUGCCUCUUCAUCUCCCGAAUAUGCACAGGGUCGCAUUCAAUGCGCAGGUUGACUUGAAGAAUGUUGUCGCCUCCGAAAAUAAUUCAAAAUCCAUGUUAACGGAGUAUUUCAAGGCUAACCAGGAACACCCUCGGGCUAGGCAUAUAUUGUACAAGGAUUUUCCCGGAAGCUUCACGUGGCAGAAGAAAAAGAAGUUUUGGAAGCCGCGGGUCGAGCGUUUUCAAAUAGGUCGCAUCGUGUCUGCCAAUCCUGCCAAGGGUGACCGAUACUACCUGCGUGUGUUGCUAAACCAUGUUACGGGCAAAACAUCCUUCGACGACUUGCUCACCGUGGACGGCGUUCUAUGUGGGAGCUUUAGAGAAGCUGCUGAAAGGUUGGGACUCAUCGAGGCAGACAACACGCUCGACAACUGUCUUACUGAGGCUGAGCAGUGGGAGAUGCCAUGUUCUCUUAGGAGGCUCUUCGCAACCAUCUUGGUGCACUGCGAGCCAAGCGACGUGUGUGGUUUAUGGGAUAGGCACCUCGAUCCUAUGUUAGAUGACUAUCGUCGAUCACGCACGUCCCCUAUCGAGGUGGAGCAGAUGGUGUUGCUUGACAUUAGGGGUAUGUUGCAGUCCAUGGGUAAAGACAUUGUUGAUUUCGCUCUUCCAAGCAUAGAUGAUGCGUUUGACCCAACCGAGGGUGAGGCAAGAGAGGUCAUCGAGGAAUCAACUGUUGAGUUUGACGUGGAUGAUACUAAAUUGGCAUCUUCCCUGAACUUGGAGCAGAGGGCCGCAUACGACGAGAUACUAGCGGCUGUUGAACGCGGUGAUGGGGGUGUAUUCUUUGUUGAUGGCCCUGGAGGUACAGGGAAGACCUUUCUAUACAGGGCGAUGCUUGCCAAGGUGAGGAGCGAUGGCAAUAUUGGUAUCGCUACCGCGACGUCGGGCGUCGCCGCUUCUAUCAUGCCUGGCGGCAGGACUGCCCACUCGAGGUUCAAGAUCCCAUUGAGUUGCGAUGAUGGAGCCUCGUGCAGCUUCACGAAGCAGAGUGGGACCGCCAAGCUGCUUAGGAUGGCCUCAUUGAUAAUAUGGGACGAGACCAGCAUGACGAAACGACAAGCGGUCGAGGCAUUGGACAAUAGCAUGCGCGACAUCAUGGGAAUACGCGACCGACCCUUUGGAGGAAAGACUGUUGUUUUGUGCGGGGACUUUAGGCAGGUGCUUCCGGUCGUCAGAAGGGGGUCGCGGGGCCAGAUAAUUGAUGCAACCCUACGAAGUUCUCAUCUAUGGAAGGGUAUGCGGCAGCUUCGGCUCAUCACCAACAUGAGGGCUCAUAAUGACACGUGGUUUGCAAAUUACUUGCUAAGGGUCGGCAAUGGCACUGAGGAAGUCGACGAUCAAGGCAACAUACUACUCCCUGAAGACAUUUGUCUGCCGUCUACAGGCAAGGUUGACGACCUGGAGAAGCUUAUUCACCACGUGUUUCCGAGUCUAGAUGACAACAUGUCUGAUUCAAAUUACAUGACAUCUCGAGCAAUCCUUUCCACGACAAACGACAAUGUCGACAAGAUAAACAUCCGCAUGAUAGAGCGUUUUCAGGGAGAUGAAGUAAUAUACCAUAGCUUUGAGACAGUGCGGAGGACGACCCAUAUGGCUACUACGCUCAGGAGUUUCUGA